CCACCCCCGCGCGGCGCGAGCGGGGACCCGCCGGUUCAGCUCCGCACUACCGGCGGAGACGGGAGGACCCGGGAACCAGACCCCGGCGUCCGCUCGCGCAGCCCUGUUCAGGCGUAGGCCCGCAUGGAGGGGACUCCGGAGUCCCCGACGCCUGACCUGCGAGACGUGGAGGGCAAGGUGGGCAGGAAGACCCCUGAAGGGCUGCUCCGCGGGCUACGAGGCGAGUGGGAGCCGGGAACCUCUGGCUCCCUGCUGCUCUCGGGGGCUCCCAGCACGGGCCACGGCCUGGGGGACAAGAUCAUGGCGCUGAGGAUGGAGCUGACGUACCUGCGAGCCAUCGAUGUGAAGAUCCUGCAGCAGCUGGUGACCUUGAAUGAGGGCAUUGAGGCGGUGCGCUGGCUGUUGGAGGAGAGGGGGACGUUGACCAGCCAUUGCAGCAGCCUCACCAGCAGCCAAUAUAGCCUGACAGGCGGGAGCCCUGGCCUCUCAAGGCGAGGCAGCUGGGAGAGCCUGCCAGACACCAGCAUCACUGACCGGCUGGACAGCAUCUCUAUCGGCAGCUUCCUGGACUCAGUGGCCCCCAGUGAGCUGGAUGAGCAGGGUCCUCCUGGGGCUCCCUGUCCUGAGAGGGACUGGGCAAAGGUUACACCCAGUGGGGAGAGGGCCAGGCCUGAGGUGGACCUAACAGCCACCAGACUAGGGAGCUUGAGGGCUGUGUGGAAGCCCCCAGGGGCGGGGCUCCAGGGUGGACCUCCUGAGCCACCAGAAGAUGAGAGUGCCAAGCUGGGCUUGGAGGCCCACUGGUACUGGGGGCAUAUCCAGGAUGAUGUUACCUUUUUGUAACAACUCUUCCACCCUUUGUACUCCUAUUGCUCUUUCAUCACUAGACCCUGGUCUCCCUCAAAAUUUAUUCUCCCUUAAUCUGGGACAAGGACGAGGCUACGUUCUAGUCAGUUACCAUGAAAACCUGGCCUUACCAUCCCUCUGGGUCACUGUGGAAGCUCUGCCUUUAUCCUUCAAUUAUUGGGUCCCUAGAGCUAUUUCCAUAGAUACAUUGGCUCUAGAGGUUUGACCUGUGGGUCCUGGUGUGAUGCUAUCUCUUCCCCUUCCCCUAUCUACUAGGUAAGGAUUGGAGGGAUUUAGGACUCUAGAUCAGUGAUGAGAGAUGGGGAUGUAAUUACCUCACCCAACGUCUAGGAGCCUUGGCCCCUCAAGGCCAAGAUGGAGGAUUGCAGAAGGACAUGGACAUUCAGGGCCAGCCCUCCAUGGAUUGGCCCUCCCAAAAGCCUUUGGGGCUGGCAGAACCAUCCCUUCUUGUCUGGAGAGUGAUGUCAUUUCCUGCCAGAAUGGGUUAAUAUUUCCUCUGUCCUUUAGUGGAGACUGGUCCCUGUAGGGUGGCUGAGCCCCUUGUGCUGAGUGAGACCAUACCAUUUAUUCUCCAUACCAUUACAUCUUGUGAGUGGGAACAUUUCACCCCUCCUGGCAAGGAACUUUCUCACUGUCACAUGUUUGUGUUUAUCUUCAGAAAGGUUCUUACUUUUAAAACAGGGUGUUCUCAUUUUAUCCUAGGGGGAUCUCACAUCCACUGUGGCCACAUCCCUGUCUGAUGCCAGCCCUCCUGAAACCAUGCUUUUUAGGGAGGGAACUGGCAGGGGCCUCCAAGUCUGUCCAGGGCUCUUAAGUCUGUCUAGCCUGCCCUGCCACAAUCCCUUGUCUACCCUGUCCCUGGGUUGCCCUCAUUCUUGUAUUCUGGCUCCAAAUCUGCCUGCCAAAAGAUUCAGCCUCUGUGUCUCCACACCUUCUCUCUUUGCACUCCAGGCCUCAGGCCUUUUAUUUCCAGAGGAGGCUCCCAACCUUCUCCUCCUCUUGCUGAUGGGAACUACAGGGAAGCAAAUCUUGAGGUCUCAGAGCUCUGGUGGUUUACUAGAACUUCCAAGGUGGAGAACUGUCUUCUCCUGUGAUCCUGUGAUUCCCCUUCCCCCACCCUGCCCCAGACCUUCCACCAUUUGGUCACAAGGAUGCCUGUCAGGCUGGAUGGAACACAAGGAAUCCCCUUGUCUGGGUUACAAUGGUGGGGCGGGGCAGGGAAAGACAGAGGCUCUUUGAUCCUAGGGCCCACAUCCUGGGAGCAGGGAAAGACUGAGGGAAAGGCACUUUUCUUCCUUCAUUAGAGCAAGCCCUAGACUCCUGGGACCUGAGGAGGGAGCAGGGUACAGGCUCUGGGCCUGGGUCCCAGGGCCCUAGUGAAUUAUACCAAAGAAGGAAUUCAGAGAUGCUGCCAACAUAGGGCUCAGGGAGGACAGGCUGUGGGCGACAAGGUCUGUGGCUGACGUCAAAGAAUGAAUUCUUAGAGAUUAACCGUUUGAAACCCUGGUAACUGCCCAUAUAUGUUGGUUCCUAUUUUCCCUAGGCCCUGAAACUAGAUUAUUGGAAGGCGACAAGGAGAGAAAUGGAUAUCAGGUGACCUUUCCUAUUUGCUGUGCCCUCCUGAGUUGAAGGAGCCUUCUCUAAAUCCUCAAAUAACUCCUGCGAUGUGUCUACUUUUCAUUCUAUGCUGGGGAAGGGAAGGAAGCCAAGGUGGUCAUCUCCACUUCCUCUAAACUCCCCGAAUCUUAUUCUGCAACCCCACAAUCCUUUUGGGCAGUACAUUCAGUCCAUGGCUCUCCCCUAAAGAGUCCCUCUUCUCCCAUCCCCUCAAAGUGACUGAAAUCUCUAAAGCAUGUCCUUACCCUCUCCUACUGUGCUACCCACCUCUCAUCACUUCUCCUGAUUUUGGGGCUCCUGACUUCCCCUCAGGCAGGGAAUUCAAAUACUCGUUUCCAGUGCCUGCUCUGUUGCCAUUUUGCAGUGUGCCCUUGGAUAAACUACCUUUUCACUUGGGAGCCUUGUAUUCCUUUUUGAAGCUUACUUGUUGGUUUGGGCUACAAACUUCUGAGCUGAAGAGGUUGCCCGCCCUCUUGUGGCCAUCUUGCAUCAUUGCCAGGCAUAGAUGGUUAGAGCCUCCAACCUCAGCUAUAGACUUACAGACCAGCCUCUUCAGGGCAUAGACAGGCUAGGGAGUCAGGCCGAGAGAGGGCAGAGACUUGCCCAGUGUCAUCCACUGUAAGUCCGUGGCAAUGCCAAGGCUGAGACCACAGAUCUCUUGCCCGCUCACCUGCCCACAGUGCCAACACUUGGCCACAUUGGUCCCCCACACCACCCAGUCAACCCCACCCAAGACCAGAGACUGAAAGCAGUUUCACCUGUUUUAAUAUUUAGGUUCUCACCUGACCCUAGAGAGGCAGCUCAGUGUUUAGAGAAAGAGCUACAUGCUCUGAGGAAAGAGAACGUUGGACCUAAAUUGGGUAAAGCGUGCAUGAACCUUGACCACAAGACAUAAGGAAAACCAAUCCUGGACCAAUUUCUCUGGGAAGGCCAGUAGGCCCAGACAUCAUGGGGGGCAGAGAGUUCGGCAUUUCAGACCUGGAGGCUAGAAGUUGGGUGGGGGUGGGAGCUUUGAGAUUAGGCUGUCUGGAUGGGUCCUGAGGAGUUGCAGGGCUCUGCAGGUCAGGGUUGGCAGCACAGCUGGGUAAAGACAGAGAUGAGACUGCUCAUGACAGCUGCAGAAACAGCACCUGCCUGGGAGGACAAAAGGUGGUGCUGGCCAGGAUGAGAGACCAUGUGAGUGGGUAACUGUGAGCACCCUAGGAUGCAGGCAGUGAGGCUGGGCCCUGGACUGACUGGAAGCCCAGUGGCAGCUUAGGUAAGAGAUGCCUGAUGCCAGGCAUCCUCUAGGUAUCUAGUGAUAAUAAUUGAAUGAAUGGAGAAAUGAAUGUGUAUAAACCCCCAGGAGAUGUGACUUUUUUUUUAAGUGGGCAAUUAGUAAUAGGUAAUUUAAAACACUAUUCUAUUUAAUUCUUAGCAACCGUAUAAACAGCACAUUAAUAAUGUUGCUUAGACGUUUGCUCAAGGUCAGGUAGGUACUGAAUGAACUUUAAUAUGAUCCUAGGUCAGUCUGACUGCAGGGGCUUCCAGGAAGUCUUCUCUGAUUCCCACUCCUCACCCACAGACCUUAUUCUCCUAGGUGAAUAGGUCAUGCUGCCCAGCAGGGUCAGCGUACUAGUUGCCUAUUGAGGCUAUAAUGAAUUACCCAAAACUUAAUGACUUAAAGCAACACAAAUUUAUUAUCGUGCAGUUCUGGAGGUCACCAAUAUGAAAUCAAUUUCACUGGGCUAACUUAAAGUCAAGGACUUGACAGGCCUGCAUUCCUUCUAGAGACUCUAGUCAUUUCUUUGCCUUUUCCAGUUUCUGGAGGUUGUUUGUGUUCCUUGGUUCACAGCCCCUUCCUCCAGCUUCAAAGCCAGCAGCACAGCAUCUUCUCUCUUCUCUGACCUCUGCUCCCAUCCUUCCAUCUUCACUAACUCUCCUGUCUCCUCUUAGAAGGAUUAUAUUGUGAUAAUGUAUCCUUGUGAUUACAUUGGGCCUACUGGAAAAUUCCAGGAUCAUCUCCCCACAUCAAGAUCCUUAAUUUAACCGUAUCUUCAAAGUUCCUUUUAUCAUAGAAGGUAAAAUGUUCACAGGUUCUGGGAAUUAGGACAUGAACAUCUUUGGAGGAAGGGGCAUUAUUCACCCCAUCACAGGCAGAGAUGGAGGGUGGGCAGGAGGAGGUACCCAGGCCCAGAAUGAGCUACUGUGCUUUGCCCAGCCUCUGUCAGCCCAGAGUGGGGGGCAGUGUCACGGGGGAGGUGGACAGACCUAGGUCCUGUGUCUGGAGAAUGGCAAGUGCCUCCUGCAUCAUCACUACCAGCAAGCGCUGAGAGUGAAGAUCAGACUUGGGAGAAAUUCUCAGUUUAGGGAAUUCUCCUGGUGACCAUGGUGGAGGGUUCCAGUAGGCUCUGUCUUCAGUAUUACCUCCUUUCCAGAAUCAUUCUGUGCUUUUUAAGGCAGAAGAUAACUACCACCAAUGAACCAGCCUGAGUUCUCUCUGAAGAGGAUAGAUCCACUGUCUCCUUUUAAAAUUAUUUUUUAUUUAUUCCUUAAUAGUUAAACCAUGCUCCUCAGAGCAUGGUGAACUCUCAUCAUCAGUGGAUACUGGGCCCCUUUGUUUUAUUUUCUUCUUUUAUCCCUUAUCCUUAGUUUCAUUUGUCUCCCUGACCUGGUGUACACAUACGUGUUCAGUAUGUAUUUGGAAUGUAUCAUUGAAAAUAUAUAUAAUUAUGUGUUUUAAUAUAUAUAAAUGGUAUGCUUUUACAAUUAGCUAACUUCUAUAUAGAAUUACUCCAUAUUUCAGUGAUUUAACACAAUAAAGAUUUAUUUUUCACCUACAUAGGAACACAGGUAUUCCUGCUUGGACAGCUCUCUUCCACUGCCCAUUUCAGGUCCCAGCAUCCUUCCAUUUUUAGGGGGUGAUAGCCUGAUUCUGUAUCAUAAAGUUCCCCAUCAAUUUUUCACAGAAUUGUUUUACUCUCCAUUAAAUGACCAUUUUAUAAGUUGGUUAUUUCACUAGCUAUGACAAAAUGAUGAUUUUCUAAUGCUAUUAUUUUUUCUUUAAUUCUGUACAAAAACCUUUUUUCACAUCCUCUAGGACCAUUUGGUUAUCCUAUAAUAAAGUUCAUAACAGAAUGGCAAAAUAAAAGCUGAAAUCUCUUCCCUUAUUUAUCUCUUCAAAAGUAGUAAAUUGAUACUUCUUGGUGCUGAAUUGGAGUCCAAUAAUUUUUUGUUUUUCUAAUUGGUAGCUAAUUAGUGUCCAAUAAUUUUUUGUUUUACUCUCUUUAAGUUACUCUUCUGACCUCCUAAGUUUUAGAUAUUUAAUGUCUUUAAGUCAUUACAGUUACUUUUUGUUUUAUAUUAUAUAAAACCAAGCAUAUAUGAAAGUAGAGAAAAUAAUAUAAUGAAUUCCCAUGCACCUGUCACCCAGCUCCAAUAAUUAUCAACUCAUGGCCAAUCCUGGUUAUUUAUUCCUUCAACUAUUCUUCCCCCAACCAAGAUUAUUUUGAAACAAUAUGAUAAAUAUGCUACCAAUAUACUAACUAUGAUACCAACUCAUCUGUAAAUAUUUUAGUAUAUGUCUAAAACUUAGAUACUUUUGUUAGCAUUAUUGCAUCUAAAAAUUAAUAAUCCUUCAAUUUAAUAAAAUAUAGUUCAUGUGUUCAAUUUUCCCUAAUUUUCUGAUAAACUUAAAAAAGAGUUUUAGUAUCAGGGUUAUGCUGGCCUUCUACAGAGAGUUAUAAAGUGUUUCCUCCUCCCCUGUUUUCUAAAAGCACUGUGUAUGAUUGCUAGUAUUAUUCAUCAGUGAAAUAAUCUGGGCCUGGAGUUUUCUUUCGGAGGAAGUUUUGGUAACAAUUUAAUUUCUUUGAUACAUAUAAGGCUAUUCUGAGCUCUAAGUUCAUUUCCAGUUCGUUUUAAUAAAUUGUAUUUCUCGAAGAAUUUGUUUCAUCUAAGUUGUUAAACUUACAAGCAUGAAACUGUUCAUAGCACUCCCUUGUUAUUCUUUUUAAAACUCCAUUCAUUGUCAAAUAAAGCACAAAUAUAGAAAACGCACAGAACAAAUAUAAGCCUUAAUGAGUUAUUCUGGGACAAACACUUUUGUAACUACUACCCUGUUAAGUCCUGUCUAUGUGCCCCAUCCCAAUUAUAAUACCCUUGCUCUGCCAUUUCCUGAUUAUAAUAUUUACUUCUUUACAUCUUUUCUAGUUUUAUCAUCCAAAUUAUAUCCACAGGUAAUGUAGUUUAGUCUUGUCCAUUAAAAAAUAUUGAUGUGUCUUUAUUCCUUUCUUAAUUCCUUACUAUUUAUUUGUUGAAGAAUCUGGGCUUUUUGACUUGAGGAGUUUACCACAGUCUGGAUUUCAGUGAUUUAAGUACGUGUGGUGCAAUUCUAAAUGUUCCUGUAUUCUCCGCAUUUCCUGAAUAUUGGUAGUUGGAUCAGAAAUCAGAUUUGAUCACUUUGGCAAGAAUAUAAGAGGUGUAUAAAUCUAAUUGUCUCUAUGCUUGUGUUUUUUUUCAGGUGCUGAUGCUUAUAGCCUGUAUUCAUUAAUUCAGUGAAUUGCAAAAUGGUGCCAUUAAGUCUAUCAUUUCAUUUUAUUUAUUAGUUGAAAUACCUACAUAAAGAGAAACAUCCUCUUUAUGUAUGUACUGUUUGGUUUCUGAGUGUACCGUUUACAUAGGAAAACCAGGAUAAAUGCUUGAUUCUUUCACACCAAUUUUCAAGGUAAUAAAUUGGAUUCCUAAUAUCCUCCAAAUGUAGCCAUUAAAAAAAAUCAUUAUGAAUUUA
This is a messenger RNA of Manis pentadactyla (Chinese pangolin), 7249 nucleotides long. RefSeq names its product leucine rich adaptor protein 1 (gene LURAP1). Gene Ontology annotation, biological process: positive regulation of canonical NF-kappaB signal transduction; positive regulation of cytokine production. Lineage: Eukaryota; Metazoa; Chordata; Mammalia; Pholidota; Manidae. The transcript is spliced from 2 exons. The record is from RefSeq and is a predicted model, not a curated record. The coding region runs from base 124 to 843 and encodes 239 amino acids.